Messenger RNA from Culex quinquefasciatus (southern house mosquito), 1708 nucleotides. RefSeq names its product organic cation transporter protein. The record is from RefSeq and is a predicted model, not a curated record. The coding region runs from base 49 to 1698 and encodes 549 amino acids. Gene Ontology annotation, biological process: transmembrane transport. Lineage: Eukaryota; Metazoa; Arthropoda; Insecta; Diptera; Culicidae. Gene Ontology annotation, cellular component: membrane. Gene Ontology annotation, molecular function: transmembrane transporter activity. The transcript has 2 exons.
CCUGGGGAACAGGUCGGUUUUUGUUACGUUACACGCACCAAGUAAGAAAUGACAAAAUCAGAAGAUGACAUCAACCUGGAUGGGGUUCUAGAGGAAGUCGGCAGAUUUGGGCGCUUCCAGAUGCGCCAGUACGCGCUGAUGAUCCUCCCGAUCAUCUUCAACGCUCUCUUCACGCUCAGUUACGUGUUCACGGCGGGAAAUUUAAACUACCGGUGUGUUGUACCGGGAUGUGACGACGCCGGUCAAAGUACGCCCUACAAUCCCGCGUGGCUCAACAACACAAUUCCAUUCAAGGAUGGGAUGCCGGUUCAGUGCGUAAGAUUCGCGCCGAUAAGCAAUGAAAGCUUAGAAAGACUGUAUUGCGACGCCGCUGGUAGUUUCAACAAAAGUGUAACAGUCGAGUGCAGUGACCUUAUCUAUGAGGAUGAAGAGGUGACAAUCGUGCGGGAUUUCGGCAUCACUUGUCCGCAGAAUGACUGGAAGCUGACGCUGGUUGGGACAAUCAAUAACAUUGGACAGUUUAUAGCGCUCCCCAUCGGGGGAUACAUUUCGGAUCGCUUUGGUAGACGCUUGAUACUGCUGUUGAGCGUUGCCGGUAGUGCAAUUUUCGGAGUGAUUCGUGCGUACUCCACGAGCUAUGAAAUGUUCUUGAGUAUGGAGUUUCUUGACCCGGUGAUUGGAUCUACCAUGUACACGACCGCGUUCAUAUUGGCGCUGGAACUAGCCGGUCCCCGGAUGAGAGUCACCGGAGGAUUCAUCAUCUCGUGUUCAUUCGCUUUUGGGGAAGCUUUGCUGGGACUGCUCUCUAUGUUUUUCCGCAAUUGGCGAACACUUCUCAAGGUGGUGUACUACCCGGGAUUAGUAUCGCUGCCGUUGCUCUGGAUGACCGCGGAGAGCGUUCGAUGGUUGAUCUCAAAGGGCUACCGAGAAAAGGCUUUCAACCUGCUACAGAAAGCAGCCCACAUGAAUGGCAGGAGCAUUUCUGCGGCUACACUCGCAAAGUAUUGCCCAGCCACGGACACUGAGGGGGUGUCCGGAGAAUCAGUUGAAAAGUCUUUCUUCAGCGCGUUGCAGCAUGCAUUCCGUAAUCCCGGAUUAGUUCUGCGGAUCGUUAACUGUUCGUUUUGCUGGCUCACAAACGUGCUCGUGUUCUAUGGACUAAGCUUGAACUCGGUAACGUUAGCUGGGGACAAGUACUUGAACUGGAUACUGGUGUGUCUUAUCGAACUUCCUGGAUAUCUGAUGCUAUUGCUGAUCCUAGAUCGAGUUGGUCGCAAGCGAACUCUAUGUACCUCGAUGGUACUGUGCGGAUUGUUUUGCUUCUUAUCCGAGUUUGUCGAAUCAGGUAACAACUGGACGAAUCUCACCCUGUUUCUGCUCAGCAAGCUAGCCAUCACGAUGUCGUUCAGCACGCUGUACAUCUACACGGUGGAGAUCUUCCCCACCAAUCUCCGCCAGAGUCUACUCUCGCUCUGCUCCAUGUUUGGCCGCAUCGGAUCGAUGAUCGCCCCCCAGACCCCCCUCCUGGCCAAGCUGUGGUCCCCUCUGCCGAUGGUCGUGUUCGGAACCAUGGGCAUCGCUUCAGGCCUGGCGAUCCUCCAAUUCCCGGAGACGCUCAACACCAAACUGCCAAACACUGUCGAGCAAGCGAUGAACAUCAAAACUGACGACGAGGCCAAUAAAAAUCGUGAAGCGUGACAUAUUCAUC